CACUAACCACACCGCACUCCCAAGUCAACUCCACUGCCCGCUGCGCUGCUCUUCGAGUAGUGCGCGCGUCCCGCGGCGUGGUCUCCGUUCGAACCGAGGCCCAGCUGCUGGAUCGGAUCGGAUCGGCGAGGCAGCCAACCUAUCCCGCCCGGUCCAGCGAUCUCCGCGCCGGCAGCGCACGAGAGGGAUGGACGCGUCGCACCCGAAGGGCGAGGCCGCGGCGGGGUGGGUGACGAUCGAGGAGUGGAGCGGCUCGUCAGCCUCCGCGCUCUCCCGCACCGCCGUCCUCACCGCCUCCGCCUCCGCCUCCUCUCUCACCGCACACAGGUUCGGCAGCCGAUGGGGGCAGAUCGGGAGCCGCAUGCUCGGCGCCUUCGUGCCUGAGGGCUUUCCUGGGAGCGUGACUCCGGAUUAUGUCCCGUUCCAGAUGUGGGAUACGUUGCAGGGGCUCUCCACGUACAUCCGUGCAAUGUUGUCUACACAAGCUCUUCUAGGUGCAAUUGGAGUGGGAGAACAGUCUGCAACUGUCAUAGGUGCUACUUUUCAGUGGUUUCUGAGGGACUUGACAGGAAUGCUUGGAGGGAUUUUGUUCACCUUUUAUCAGGGAUCUAAUCUUGAUAGCAAUGCUAAAAUGUGGCGUCUAGUUGCAGACUUUAUGAAUGACCUUGGAAUGUUGAUGGAUCUCUUAAGCCCUCUAUUUCCUUCAUCGUUGAUAGUUAUAAUGUGCUUAGGCAGCCUAUCAAGGUCAUUCACUGGUGUUGCUAGUGGAGCAACUAGAGCAGCACUAACACAGCAUUUUGCACUUGCAAAGAACGCAGCUGAUAUUUCUGCAAAGGAGGGCAGUCAGGAAACACUCGCUACAAUGAUAGGGAUGGGAUUGGGGAUGCUGCUAGCUCACAUUACUAGAGGCCAUGCUUUGAGUGUAUGGACAUCUUUUCUUUCUCUCACGGUGUUCCAUAUGUAUGCAAAUUACAAGGCAGUGCAGUCACUUUCACUCACUACGCUAAACUAUGAGAGAGCCUCCAUCUUGCUACAGUACUUCAAGGAAUGUGGUGACGUUCUUGCACCGCAAAAGGUUUCUCAGCAGGAACAUAUUCUUCCUUUUUGGUCAACCUGGAGGAAAUUAAACAAAAUUAAACUGCCACAUGAGCGUGUGCACUUAGGUGCUAAAGCCUCGAUGCUUACACACAGUGACAUGUUGGUGAUUGCAAAAACAAGAUCCCACUAUGAAAAUACAAACUACCUUUUGCUGAAUAAACAAGGCAGUGUUUACAUUUUCAUCCACAAGCUGGCAACACCAGCUGAUGUUUUAAGGUCCUUCGUACAUGGGCUCGUGUUAGCAAGUUCGACAUCCCAGCACUUAGAGGCCCGUCGAUGGAUGGACGAGAUGUAUACCAAUUUUAUCUCGAAGUUGCAGAGUGAAGGUUACUCAACAGAACGCCUUCUGUCGCAUUCGAUUCUUUGGAGGGCACACUGGCUUCACGGCCAGCAUGAUGAGAAGCUCAAGUAGGAAGAACACAGCAAGAUUGCAUUUGCUUAUUCAAGGGCAAAGUAGACAGGAGUAUCGCCCAAGUCACGAUUAACUAGGGUGAGAACGUGUUAAACGUUGCUUGAGCAUGACAUGAUGAAAGAGAGAUAUGAGUUUCACCAAAACAACCAAAUACCGUUAAUCGUUCGAGAAUGUAGCACGGACUUCACGAUAGAAGUGCUGGCAUGUACGCUCAGGUCCAGCAUGCUAAUGGUUGCUAA
Molecule: messenger RNA, 1749 nt
Organism: Sorghum bicolor (sorghum)
Lineage: Eukaryota; Viridiplantae; Streptophyta; Magnoliopsida; Poales; Poaceae
Product: protein root UVB sensitive 3
Exons: 15
Coding region: 188-1510 (440 amino acids)
Source: RefSeq, a predicted model, not a curated record